This is a messenger RNA of Dreissena polymorpha, 4262 nucleotides long. Its product is annotated as transient receptor potential cation channel subfamily M member-like 2. The transcript is spliced from 14 exons. Gene Ontology annotation, cellular component: membrane. Gene Ontology annotation, molecular function: ligand-gated calcium channel activity. Gene Ontology annotation, biological process: calcium ion transmembrane transport. Bases 25 to 1890 code for a protein of 621 amino acids. The record is from RefSeq and is a predicted model, not a curated record. Lineage: Eukaryota; Metazoa; Mollusca; Bivalvia; Myida; Dreissenidae.
GGUCACAAUGAAGUGAGUAGCACAAUGACAAUGUUUAUUCAAAACCAGCUGCACUGGAUACAGCCAAACGAAGACAAAGAUCAGUCAAGAACGUCAUCUGAAGAGCCUCUAAUGUCGAGAGUUGGAAACCUCUUGAAUGCUAAGCUCAACAAAAUGUGCAACCCGUAUAACGACACAGAAAGGCCGAAUGGUUUUGUAGACCUUUUUCUCUUUGCCAUACUAUUUAACCGUCAACGGCUGGGAGAACUCAUGUGGAGACAUUGUCAAGACAAACUUGGCACAGCAUUGGUUGCAUGUUCAAUCCUGAAAGCAUUUGCAAACACAGCGGGAUGUUACCUGGAAUCAGAACUGUCAACGGAUCUCAUGAAUCAUGCCAGGGAUUAUGAACGAAAAGCGAUUGGUGUGCUCACAGAAUGUUACAAAAAAGACAAGACGAAGGCCCACGAUAUAUUGAUAAAAACACUCGAGAAACCGUUUGAUACAAUAAGACCGUUAGAGUUGGCGAACAGAUAUCAACUCAAGGAGUUCAUGGGGCACGAUUGUUGUCAGACGAAACUCAACAUCAUUUGGAGAGGAAAGAUUACAGGUCAUAUGCGCUGGUGGAAGAUCCUCCUGGCGCUUUUCAUGCCAUUGUUUUUCAUAUUUUGGAUCAAGUUCACCACAAAUGAACCUCGGCCAGUGUGCUGCAAGAAACACAAAAAGGAACAGAAAAAUGAACCUGAACGGAGCACAAAAAUGUCGUAUAAGACGCAGUUUUAUUCUGUUGGUAUUCCCUGCAAGAACCAUCAUGGAAUUAUACGCAUUACUGAUGCCAUAUAUUAUUUGUACACAGCGCCUUUUUCAGUGUACACUUUUAACAUGGUGUCCUAUAUGAUUUUCAUGGUAUACUUCUCUUACUUCAUCAUCGUCGACCUGAAUGAGGCAACUUCCUUCAAGGAGUACAUAAUCUGGGGCUGGGCCCUCACCCUAUUAUUUGAGGAAUUGAGAGAGUGUUUUUUUUUCAUGGUGAAUAAAAAGCCUAGAUGCUGCGGUCAAAGUCGUGUAGGAGAUAAAAUACGAAGUUGGCUUGGAUCACACUGGAAUAAGUUUGACCUGCUCAUAAACAUUAUUUUUAUGACGACUAUUGCGAUGAGAUUUACGCUUUCAGGAAAUGACUUUCAGUAUGUCCGCUUCUUAUACAGCGUCACCGUGGGACUGUACUCCAUGCGGUUUCUACAUAUAUUUCUUGUUACCGAAAACAUUGGUCCAAAACUUGUUAUGAUCAGGAAAAUGGUGGCCGACUUGACUUAUUUUUUAGGGAUCUUCAUAGUCUUUUUUGUCAGCUUUUGUGUUAUGUACCAAGCCAACAUGUACCCAAACUCUUCACCAAACACUCCUUUCCUCUGGGAAAACUUCUUUUAUACACCAUAUUGGCAGAUCUUUGGGGAGCUCUUUCUGGACCAUUUUAUUCCAGGGCAUCAGUCUGAAGAUUGCGAUCCAAUUGCGAAAUCAGCAGACGGUAGAAAACGUUGUCCAGAAGCCAACCGCCUGGUUAUAUUUAUUGCUGCAAUUUAUAUAACUUUGACUCACAUACUUCUCAUAAAUUUGCUGAUUGCAAUAUUCAGCCACACAUUCGCAAGUGUUCAAGAGAAGUCAGGCCAAAUCUGGAAGUACUACUGGUACGGAAUUGUACUUGAUUAUUACAAUAGAACCGUGCUUUGUCCACCGUUGAUAAUUCUGGGUCAAAUUUAUCGUUUAUCCCGCUAUGUGGUGGCUCUUUGUGGAGGUUUCGAGUACGAUAGCGAAUUUCGACUGAAUGACGAAGAAGGGUCUUACAGUAAACAUUUGCUGAAAUUUGCUGAUACUGCAGCUAAACGGUAUCUUCAACAGAACAAUAACGCAAAAACAUAAGAAUUUGAAAUGAUAAAAUCACGCGAAGGAAUUAAAUACACGAACUUGAAGCAAUAAUAUAAACGAACGUGAAGUAAUGAUAUAAAGAAAUGUGAAGCAAUUACAUACAAUUCUAACAAAAAUGAUACUCCAGCUGCAACAGCAGGAGAGAAACUUUAUUAUAGCACAUAGUAUUUUAUUUAUAGAAAUUAUCAAUUUGCACGAUAGUACGACAAAGCACACUCGCAAAGCACUAAUAUAUAGUUAGUUUUUGUAUUAUUAUAACAUCUUCAUCACUUUAUUUAGCCACUCUGUGUGUUGUACAUGUAUAUAUAAACAAAAAUCGUGAUUAGUAAUAGUGCAUAGGUGUUCUCUUUGUUACUUAAAGGCUCAUAAAAGGUGACAAAUCCAAGUAUUAUGCAUAUAAACUGGUCUAAUGUUUACCGGAUUUCAGUUACUUUUGCAUGAAAAAUGAUAAUAACACAGAUUAGGUGUAACGUUGUCAAGAAUAAUGGAAGAUAUACCCGAUUCAUAUUUGGAAGACAUGUUUACAUUUACGUGUUGUGAAGCCUCAAAGCGGUGACUUAUGCUAAAAUAGUCAAAAGAAAAAUCAUUUUUAAUUGUAUUUUAAACAACUGUUUACCAGCAAAAAUUAAUUUAUUAGAUCACUACACACGUUUAAACCAUUUAGAAGAGACCUACUUUGUGAGUGAUAACGGAAAACGUUGGAAAUCAACGAUAUAUUUUUGGUGACCUGAGUAACAUGAACGCUUGCUCUAUCCCGAGUAAAGAUAUUUAUUUAUUGUUUUUAUUAUAACCUUUAUAAAUAAAAUAUGCAAACAAUAUUUAAGAAUCUGUAAUAAUUACGGAUCGUCGACUUUUAUGGGCCUUAAAACAAAGAAUGGCAAUGCUUUGGAAUCACAUAUCAUAAUGCGAUUAAUUGUGUACAUGGUGUGUUAUGUAGUGAAUAUGCAAUUAAUCUUGAUCUUAAAUUCUGUCCAAGUGAACGUUUAAAGAAAAUUUCUAUCCUUGUAUUGUAAGUGUAGUUUUUAGUUAUUAUUCGUAUAUACUAUAGAUACAAGUAUUUUAACAGGGUGUACUAGGAUUUAUUUUUAACAUGAUUCAUGUUUCUGUUAGGAAAUAUUGUGAUUGGAUUUUAAUUUAUGUGUUUUUUCAUGCUUCUAUAUCGUAUAUCAAAUAUAUAACGUAUGAAUAUUUGUUGGCAAAUCGUCAGUGUAAAAUUAUCCCAAAUUUGAACACAGUUUCAUAUUUUGACUUAUUCUCGAAAAUCAGAUACUUUCCACCAAUAUUAUUAACAUAUCAUAUUUGUAUAAUAUUGUUUUGAUAAAUCCAAUCGCUCAUUGAUUGAUCCAACAAGGUUCAAACUUUUUCAUAACUGACUUCUAAUUAUAGCAUGACAUAACAGAAACUACUAUUCUUGCAUAAAAUAGACAUGUAUUCUGAACCACGAUAAUUCAAAAUUAUAAUAAACAAAAAAGUUCUUUAGUUAGCUUGUCGGCGUUGAAAUAUUGAUGUUAUUUCUUUCCAAAAUAUACACCAACACGACACAGAUGUUUUCCUUCUCAAACAUGCUAUUUUUCGAAGACCAUGGCCGUUAUUUUAUUUGAGACUUAUAACUUAAUCAUUAUUAAUACCUAUGCCGUGAAUAAUGUAAUCAUGCACACCCUCUCAGUUAUAUAUGAUCCUGCCAAUGUUUUACUAUCAAUUUGUACACACAUCACGGAUCAGUCAAUUACCCCUCAUAAUCCAGAAUGCUUCAUCUAUCGAUGGUUGAUUUAACAGGUCUUUUACUGGCCAAGAAAGAGAAGCAACGGAGGGAAACAACUGAUACAGGAGUUUGAAGGUCUGAAAAUUGCUGUCGUUAAUAAUUUAUGAAAAACAAAUAAUGUUGGAAGCAACUAGAGAGGUGAUGUUGAUAACCGUCCUUUUCUAAGUCCAAUAUAAAGAAGUGAAACUCCAGCUGCUGGAGCAGUAUCGAAUUGUCUAACCCUACAAGACUUUGUUAAAAAUAAAUGGAAUGAAACUGAUAAUUCAUCUGUAUGUCAUAUAGGUUGACUCAUACACAACAUAGUGGGUCUAUAUCUUAAAUCUAUUUGAAAAAGGUCGAAAAAUGAAAUGCCGAACGGACGGACCGACAGUCCGACUGCAAUAUGCCAUCUACUGGGAGCAUACAACUCAGCUCUAUAUUUAAAUGAGUUGCGUAAAAAACCUCCGGAAAACGGAUAAUAUAGAUACAUAAAUUCAAAACAAAUCACGGAGUUGUAGACGAUUGUGAUGGUUUAUCUGUGUUUAUGAUGGUGAAAGUGAAAAUGUAAAGUAGAUGAUAAACAUUUUGUAAGGAAUUAAUUUUGAAAUUUUAGAGAAGUUUUGAA